Molecule: messenger RNA, 3293 nt
Organism: Neocloeon triangulifer
Lineage: Eukaryota; Metazoa; Arthropoda; Insecta; Ephemeroptera; Baetidae
Product: oocyte zinc finger protein XlCOF6-like
Exons: 3
Coding region: 1848-2588 (246 amino acids)
Biological process (GO): regulation of transcription by RNA polymerase II
Cellular component (GO): nucleus
Molecular function (GO): RNA polymerase II transcription regulatory region sequence-specific DNA binding; DNA-binding transcription factor activity, RNA polymerase II-specific
Source: RefSeq, a predicted model, not a curated record
GUAAACAAAACUUGUUGAGCUUGAAAAUGCGGCCUGGGCAGCGAUUGUGCCGGCUUUGCGAGCGGCCGACGGCGGCCGAGUUGGACGCGGCCAAGUUUCAAGAGUGGAGUCUCAACUUCUUGGGCGCGACGCUCGCCUCGGACUUGCACCGAGACGACUUCAUUUGCUGCUUCUGCGUUUGGGACGCUCAGUUUUUACUUGAAAGCGAGGACAGCAUUGGACAUUUUGAGGAAUUGCGCUGGUGGCCAAAGGAAGCUGGAUCAGGAGAAUCGCGUUUAUUUGAUGCUUACAGAGAUGGAAAAGUGAAGCAGUGCUGGGUACUUCUGAAAAAACUUGGUAAGCCCAAAACGGAUGAAGCGGAAGUUGCCAAAAGUAAGGCCAAGGACGUGAUUCGAAAAGCAAAAUGUGUUUAUUGCGAUAAAAGCUAUUCAGAUGGUUUUUUUUCUUGUGCAGAGAUGAGCUUCUUCAGCUAUUUCUUUUUCUUGCUAUCCAGUAGAGAAUGGCUUCUUUUUCUGUCCUACUCAAAUCAUUUGGUAGGGAGUCUAUGUCACUCUUGAGAGCGGCGCAUCUAAUGAGGUGCGCUCUGUCUUGAUUUUCUAAUUUACAAAGUUUGCAGGUGGCUGGAUCUUUCGUAAUCUGGAAUCUGUUGAGGUGGUGCUGCAGGACGUCGUUGCCGGUGGCUAGGCGAAAUUGUGCUGUUGCUGUCCUGCGAGACCAUACUUUGUCUGGGCCCUUUUUAAUUUCAGUCCACCAGCUUUUGAGCUUGGCAGCCUCCUCCUUGCUGUUUUUAAAGAGUUUGCUGGCGGCUGAUUUGAUUUUCUUUUUGACGUUGUUAAAGGUGAGGGCCUUAAUUUGGUUGCAGAUCUUUUUGGUGCCGGCUUUUGCGAGGAAGUCUGCUUUUUCAUUCCCGAGGAUUUGGCAGUGGCUCGGGAUCCAUUGAAGAUCGAGUUGGUGAUUUCUUGCUCGUAGAUUGACGAGAGAGAUUUUGAAGAGCAGUGAGUCAGGAUGCAAAUUUGCAGGUUGGCAGAUGAACUGCAUUGCAGAGAUGCUGUCACAAAGGAUGACAAAUUUUGUCUUAUUGAGGGGGAAGUUUUUUACCUCAGCAAUUUUCUGGGCUGCUCUGGCAAUAGCUGCGACUUCCGCGUCAAAGUGGCUGGCGCCUUCUGCCAUGGGGGUUGAUUCCUCGAAGAAGAGGCAGUAGACACCGUGUCCGGCUCUCUGGGUUGUUUUAUCUUGCGAGCCGUCGGUGAAGACAUGGACCCACUCAGAGAGGGGGAAAUUUUUCUUGAGGUGUUCAGUUGUCUUGUUUUUUAGUUCUUGGUUUGACAGCAUAUUUUUCUUUUCAAUUCCUUCAAUACAUAGGUGAGGCUCAGUUAGAUUUGACUUGUCAGGCAGAUUUACUGGAAGAGGGGCCUCGAAGUUUUCCCUUGGUGAUCCGAUGAGGUCCGGGCAGUGCUGCUCUUUAAGUCUGGUUGCCACUUGGGAGAAAUUUGCAUGAGCUGGUACUUUAGCCGUACGAUUUUUCAGAUGUUAGUAAAGUAGUCAAGCAUACUGAAAAAAUUCACAGUAGAAUUGCAAUAAGAUGUAAAUUUCCGAGUAGUUUUGGGAAAUGUAGCAAAUAUUUCUUAACUGAAGAAGACCGAGACGUCCACCUUAAGGAACACUCAAAACUAAAAGAAACUUCAUUCAUAUGUAUUUAUUGUAGGAAGUCUUUUAGGUUGAAAAGUACUUUGCUAAGACAUAGUAUUACAGUGCAUGCUAAUAUUUUCAUUAAAUGUCGAGUCUUAAGUUGCGGAAAGUAUUUUCACACAAAAGCAGAGUUGGAUUCUCAUUUCGAGGAAGUGCACAUGGCGAUUGAAAAUGAAAAGAAAUUCAAGUGCCAAAUUUGUGAUUAUAAAGCAAUUGAAAAAUAUCAACUGAGUCGUCACAUAAAAUACAGUCACGAAACGACGUCAAGUGCAUCAGUUAAAUGUUCAAAAUGUUCAAAGACUUUUGAUAAUAAUAAGAAAUUUAAAAGUCACGUCCAAAAAUAUCACACUUUCAAGCACUGUCCGCAAUGUGAUCAGGGAAUCAGUAAAGGUCUAUUUAAAAAUCAUUUAGGCAAAAAAGUUUGUAAGAUAUGUGGAAAAUCAUUUGAAUGUCUUGGUUUGCUUCAAAAAUACAAGGGAGAUUGUGACGCACAACAUUUGACCUGUGAAUUUUGCUCAAAAGAGUUUCCAGUGAAAUGUUUACUAAAAUAUCACAUAAACCGACACCACGUGUGUAAAAACAAAGAAAACGUUGAUCAGGCUGCAUUAAAAUUUGCAAAUGAAUCUUGUCUGGGGCUAAAAUUUGAGUGCAGUCAUUGCAGCAAAAAAUUUGAAAGGAAAUCCUAUUUAUGGAAGCACUUGACAAAUUUACAUCACCUUAUUGAAAAGAAGUUCCGGUGUGCAGAGUGCGAUCGUAAAUAUUACGAUCGCAGUAGCUUAAAGCAACAUUUGACGGGUGUCCAUUCAAAAGUAACAGUGGAAUGCUCAAUCUGCCAAAGUAAAAUGAAGUCUUCUUCUCUAAAGCAUCACAUGAUUCAAUUGCAUUGCAUAAAAAUUUAAUCAAAUAAAUUUUUUUGUCGAGGCGAUUUAUAGGUUUUUAUUUCCUUUAUUUAAUUGCGUCAAUCUGGCAUUAUAUUUUGAUAACAAGUUUUGUGUUCAGAACACAAAGUGGAUCAAUUUUAUUAUUCCUAAUGAUAUUAUUAAAUAUUGCGUGAGAGCUCAAAUAAUAUAAGACCCUCUUAUAUUGGUACUUUUUAAUAUAUCCUAAUUUAUCAUUGCACCAGAAUAGCAGUUUUUUAAACGACACUACAAGAAAAUGGGCGUAGUGUUCAAAUAUGUGAAUUGAUGCUAUUUUUAUCAUUUAACUAAUGUUAAAUUACGUAAUUAUUAUCAUGGGGCGCAUCAUCUUACAUGAAAGAACAAAAUAAUAUUUGAAAUUGAUUGAAAUAAUUUAAACAAUUAAAAAAAAAAAAAAAUAGAAAAAAUGUAAUCAAAUUUAUGAGCUCAGGCUUUCUAAGGAUUCUCUUUCCAUUCAAUAUAAUAAUAAUAAUUUUGUUACACUUGUUGGAUUUUUCAAUUCAAUAAAAAAGAACAGGAUUGUAAUUUUGUUAUGUGUUAUUUCCCUCUUUUGUGCUCAAUAUACAUUGCCCUUAUUUUUCCAUUUUUUUCUUCUCAUUGUCACAAAUUGCGCGAGUUGGGCGAGAUUUUCAAACUGUUUGAAAUGAAUCGAACGAGAAUUAUUCCUUAUUACUUUGAUUUUACUCC